Molecule: messenger RNA, 4149 nt
Organism: Castor canadensis (American beaver)
Lineage: Eukaryota; Metazoa; Chordata; Mammalia; Rodentia; Castoridae
Gene: Znf467
Product: zinc finger protein 467
Biological process (GO): regulation of transcription by RNA polymerase II
Cellular component (GO): nucleus
Molecular function (GO): RNA polymerase II transcription regulatory region sequence-specific DNA binding; DNA-binding transcription factor activity, RNA polymerase II-specific
Source: RefSeq, a predicted model, not a curated record
UGCGGGGAGUGUCUAGAUUUGGAGCGGGGUGUCCCAGUCUGGACUAGUCCCAUGGGGAGAGGGGUGAUUUUGAGGUAGGGGCUUGAAGCGAGACAGCCAGAGUCAUUUACUACCUUAACAAGGCCCUUUUCUGAGGUCCCUCUCCCAAGUAGCCCUAGAGUGACACCUCCGCUCCAGGGCUGGCUUCUGUUUCACCAACUCUUUCAGUGACAGCUGGAGGGUCCAGGAGAUGAAGUUUCCCUAUUCCCCACCCUGGUCUCCCAACCUCUCCCCGGAGAAUCGAAUGGCUCCUGUAUUUCCCCAGGCGAAGACACUGAGGUGCCUGAGUGGCGAGGCUGCUGUUGGCCUGGGACUGGCUCUGAGAGACCAGCCAGGGUCUGUGGCCUGAUUCCCAAGGGAAGCUACUCCUGGUUACCAUGAGAGAGACUUUGGAGGCCCUGAGCUCCCUGGGAUUCUCUGUAGGACAGCCAGAGAUGGCCCCACAAAGUGAGCCCAGAGAUGGAUCCCACAAUGCCCAUGGGAAGAUGUCCCCCUCCAGGGAAGAGAGUGCACUGGGCAGAUGCUCAGGUCAUGGGGCCCCUGGCCCAGAGGAAGGUGCUAGGACUGAACAAGCUGAGGCUCCCUGCAGAAGUGGCCAGGCCUGUGCCCCACAGAAGGCUGAGCCUGUGAGCUCUUGCCCUGGAGAUGAGUGGAUGAUUCGAAAGGUGAAGGUGGAGGAUGAGGAUCAGGAGGCAGAGGAGGUCGAAUGGCCCCAGCACCUACCGUUACUUCCCAGCCCUUUCCCGGCCUCUGACCUGGGGCAUCUGGCUGCUGGGUACAAACUAGAGCCCGGGGCCCCUGGGACCCUAGGUGGGCUCCCACUGGCCGGGUGGGCCCCGAUCGCGGAGAAACCCUACGGCUGCGGAGACUGCGAGCGGCGCUUCCGGGACCAACUGACGCUAAGGCUUCACCAGAGGCUGCACCGCGGCGAGGGCCCCUGCGCCUGCCCAGAUUGUGGCCGCAGCUUCACGCAGCGCACGCACAUGCUGCUGCACCAGCGCAGCCACCGCGGCGAGCGACCUUUCCCGUGCUCGGAGUGCGACAAGCGCUUCAGCAAGAAGGCCCACCUGACCCGCCACUUGCGCACGCACACGGGCGAGAGGCCCUAUCCGUGCGCCGAGUGCGGCAAGCGCUUCAGCCAGAAGAUACACCUGGGCUCACACCAGAAGACGCACACCGGCGAGCGGCCCUUUCCCUGCACCGAGUGCGAGAAGCGUUUUCGCAAGAAGACGCACUUGAUCCGGCACCAGCGCAUCCACACGGGCGAGAGGCCCUACCAGUGUGCUCAGUGCGCACGCAGCUUCACGCACAAGCAGCACUUGGUGCGGCACCAAAGGGUACACGAGGCUGCCGGCCGGGCCCAGACUUCUCCCGACCCGUCUGCUUCGUCCCACUUCCCCAACGCCUCCCCUGCCCCAUCCCCUCCAGGACCCAAGCCUUUUGCCUGCCCCGAAUGUGGACUGAGCUUUGGCUGGAAAAAGAACCUCGCCACGCACCAGCGUCUGCACCGCAGCGAUGGUCGUCCUUUUGGGUGCGACGAGUGCGCACUGGGCGCCAAUGUGGACCCCGAGCCCUUGGCUUGCGCGCCCAGUGGACCAGGCUGCGGCCCAGGAUCGGGCCUGGCGGAGCCCCAGCGCACCGUCUCCAGCGAGCGGUCCUUCUUCUGCCCAGACUGCGGGCGCGGCUUCGCUCACGGGCAGCACUUGGUGCGGCACCGGCGCGUGCACACGGGUGAACGGCCCUUUGCUUGCUCACAGUGUGGCCGCCGCUUCGGCUCGCGACCUAAUCUGGUCGCCCACUCCAGGGCCCACAGCGGUGCCAGGCCCUUUGCGUGUGCGCAGUGCGGCCGCCGCUUCAGCCGCAAGUCGCACCUGGGCCGCCACCAGGCAGUGCACACAGGCAGUCGCCCCCAUGCCUGCGCUGUCUGCGCCCGCAGCUUCAGCUCCAAAACCAAUCUGGUCCGCCACCAGGCGAUCCAUACCGGCUCCCGCCCCUUCUCCUGCCCUCAGUGCGGCAAGAGCUUCAGCCGAAAAACCCACCUGGUGAGGCACCAGCGCAUCCACGGGGAAGCCGCCCACCCGGCCUCAGAUGCGGACCUCUCAGCCCCAGCCUGGCCCAACCCUACCGAGGCGGCACCGCCCCCACUCUUCUUCUAACCUUGGUUCUUGGCAGGAUUCUUCCUUUGCUUACAGAUUCUAAAGACCCAUGCUGAGACCUCCUGGACUGUUAAUGCGUAGGCUGCUGCCAGAAAGGCCUAGCCACCUGGGGCUACCUUCCUUCCCUCAGUGUCUGGGGAGAAGUCCAAAAAGCAUACCCAGCUCUGUCGUUCAUGACAAAGAUCCAGCUAAGAGAACCCUUGCAGAUAUUUCCUGGGUCAUCCUAGCCAUGGACAGACUGGGUGGGAAAUUUCUACCCAGAGGGAAAGAAUGGCUAUCUAUGUACUUAAAGCAUCAUUAAAGUUCAAAUCCAAAAUUCUGGGGUUAACUGAGCUGGGGGAGGAAAACCUAACUCUUCAACCUGCAGCCCCAGGAAGAGCCCCCAUCCCUUUCUGCCCUGGGCAAGUUAUCAGCUGCUGUUAAUUGGCUCUUCCUAAUCAAAAUGUAAAUGUGCUUAAUUGACAAACCACCACCCUGGUUCCUGCUUCUAGCCCAGAAAUUUGUCAAGAGAGACAUGAAUGUACAGUGUCCGGUGCCAGGUGUUGAAGACUAGAGCUGAAGGGAAGGCAGAGAGGGGCCUGCUGCCCUUUGAUCGUUCCCGUGGAGACAGCACACUUCCCUGGGCUCUGGAGCUCUGUGCUUUUGCCUGUUUGCAGGUCUCCCGAGGGGCAUCGAACAGUAACCUCACCUGCUGCCUCCUUGGCAGGGAGGAGGAGGAAGCACCUUCACGGAUAGAGGCUGCUUUUAUAUCACACCUUCCACUAGGCACUCUCCUGAUGAGAGCUGAUUGAUCUAGAAGGCUCUGCAGCUGCACUGUGCCCAGCCUGGACAGAUGUGAGAGCCGGGAUGACUGGCAGCAAGAGGAGGAACAGGUUAAUGGGGCCAUGCUGAACUUAGAGGGAGCAGUCUUGGGUUUGCUCUUCCUUUGUUCAAGUGGGACUUGGGUCUAGGGCAUUUAUUGCCCUAGACGGGCACUUUCUCAUUAAAAUGAGAGGUGAUGUUGACAAAGGCUGAGCCCUUUCCAGUUCUACAUCUCUAGCACCAAAAAUAAUCUAAACAGCUAUUUAUUGGGGACUUACUGUUUGCUUAGCACUGUGCUAGGCACUGGGAACAAUAGAUGAGCAAGGACACAGCCUCACAGCAGCUUAAGACCAACAUGAGAUGUGUGGUCACUGGAGUGUGGAGUAAGGACAUCCAAAAGUUUAGUGGCCAAGGAAGAUUGGCAGGAUGAGGUCAUUUCUGCAGAAAGAGUGCAGGAAGCAUGAGUAGGACAUGGGCAGGAGCAGCAUGAUGGGGAGAAAGGUCGUGAUCAGAGAUGUCAUGCUGAGCACCCAGUGCAGGGAUGAGAAGACAAUCCUGGGAGCUGGAAAGGCUAUUUAGCACAUAUACAGGCGUUGAGACCAUCCAGGAGAGAGGAGGACAAGGGCAGAGUUCAGGCAGAGCAGGAACAUAGCCACAUUUUAGAAAGAUGUCUGACUGGAGGGGGCCAGACGGGAGACCUGCGCAUCAGUCAUCCACGUGGUGGUGACCUUGGACUGUGGUCACAUCAGAGGAGAUGGAGAAGUAAGUGACAGAUUCAAGAGACACUUACUAGACAGAUGGCACAGGACUUGUUGAGAUGGAGUGGGGAAUUGGUGAGGUCAUCCUGAUUUCUGCUUGAGUAAUCUACUAGAGGAUAGUGACCUUUCCCCAGAAAUGGUUACACAAAGGGAGAGGAGCAGUUUUGUGCUGGGGAAGCAGUCUCGCACCUGCCAAGUUGGUGUGACCCUUAAGAAGUGUCUGGGUAGAUACAGAACACAGGACAAAGCUGGGCUGGAGGCAGGGCGGUCUGAGAUAACCUCCCCAAAGAACUGAGUGUGGAGUGAGAGCAGGCCUUGCUCAGAACCCUUUGGAAUACCAACGUUAGAGGAUGGCAUUGAGAGAAGCCUGUGAAGAAGAUUGGGACAGUGGGAGA